UGGAUGCGGGGGCGCGCUCAAAACUCGGUCAAAGGCUCUUCCGCUCUUUCGGCGACGCGCGCAGGGUCCUGAAUCCUGUGCGUAAAGAUGAAGCGUGCACAUCUGGCUCUGGCAGGGUCGCAGAGUUGCGGAGGGAGGGACUUCUUCAGAGAGAGUGUGUGUGCGUAUGUGUGUGUUCUGUAAUUCGCAGCAGAUGACCACUUGGGGGGAUGGAGGAUGCAUUCGGGAGGCGAGCCUCACCAGAGCGCAUUGGACUAAUUGAACCGUUGCGGAUGCAGCAAUGCUCCUGGGCUGUGCAUCAUUUUUUAGACCGCGGCGUGAGUUAUGGAGGGGUAGCUCUGCAGCAUGACAGAGGAGAGGGGCGCCUGCAACUGAACAACGCAUGUGGAAAUGGAUACCAUCGGUUCCCUGGUGGGAAUAUGCAUUUUCCUGCUGUCGCUCGGUGGGUUUUCAUCUCCCUCACCGGUGUUGGAUUUUUGUCCGGAAGGCUGCGACUGCGCGCAUUCGAGGCACCUCGUGUGCGCCAACCGCGGCUUGCGCGCAGUGCCCAAAGCAGCCGCGCACACGUCAGAUGAAGCGCUGAUCUUCAGCCUCGGGGGUAACUUCAUCACGAACAUAUCGGCUUCCGAUUUUGAACGGUACUGUAAGCUCGUAAGGCUGAAUUUACAGUAUAAUCAAAACAGUAUUCACCCUGAAGCAUUCGAGAAACUGUCGAGACUGGAGGAGCUUUACUUGGGGCAUAACCUUUUAACAGCUUUACCUGCUGGAAGUUUGCAACCCCUGAAAAAACUUUCUACGUUCUAUGGGAAUAACAAUGAGAUUAAGCGAAUCACACCGGAGAACUUUUUGAACUUGGAUAAUCUUGUAAAACUGCGUCUGGAUGGUAACUCGCUAGAGGUUUUGCAGGACUCUGUGUUUAAAAGCUUGACCAACCUCCAGUAUCUUCACCUGGAACACAACAAAGUGCAACACGUCCACAGAAACGCUUUCUCCAAACUGACCAACCUGCGCUAUCUAAACCUGGCCCACAACAAACAGUCAGCUCUGACAAAUGUUCUCACUUUCUCUCACCUGAGAGCUCUGACCACUUUGCUGCUGUCUGAAAAUGAAAUCCGCCACAUCGGAAACCACCUCUUUCAAAACCUGAAGAAGCUCUCGAAGCUUUCCCUGAGCAACAACAGGAUUUCUUCCAUGGACAGAGACGGUCUGAGGGGACUGUCAAGCCUCAGGGAGUUUCUGAUCGAUGGCAACGAGUUGGAGAAAAUCGACGCCGGAUGGCUCGAACCUUUGGAGAGCAUCGAGGUGCUGGACUUCAGUCGCAACCUGAUCGCCAGCGUGGAUCCCUUGGCCUUUUCCAGACUCCGAUACUUAAAGGUGCUUAGGUUGAAGAACAACUUUCUCACCAGACUGCCAGGGGAGAUUUUUGCCUUCAACAACGUCCUUCAGGACGUCGAUCUCAACGGCAACAACUGGACCUGCGACUGUCGCCUUGAGGGCUUGAAGAAUUGGAUGACCGCUGCUCAUUCCCAGCGCAGGCUGCUGACUGUGUUUGUGCAAUGCCGUUACCCUGAAACUCUGAGGGGGAAAUAUCUGGACUAUGUGAACAUCUCCCAGCUGCAGCCCCUUGGGAACUGGAACCAUUCCUGCAAGAGUGGAGCCGGGCCUGGGGAGAGUCGGGGAGGGGGCCUACUCAAGAAACUGGAUAGAAAAGAAGGAGCGGAAGUAGAUGGAGAGUUGAAAUGGGAAGAAGAUCAGAUGAAGCUACAUGAAAGAAAUAAAACAGAAUUGGGAGGGAGAGAAGGCUUGAGACACUUUAACAGGGGUGAGAUAGUGGUGAAGAGGGAAGGGGAGAAAAGAAAAAGAGGUGGCCAGGAAGAGGUGGGAAUCCAAGGAGAUCAAGGGGGCCUGAAGGCGGCAGACACUUCUAUUCCGAAUGGCAAGAAAACCAAGAAAGAGUCACUGUCUGCUAAAGGGGCAGCUGGUAAACGUGGCAAACAAAGGCACCGCUCAAAUGUUAUCCCUAAAACGCAUCCGUCAACCACAUCAAAACCAACCCAUCCAACAAACACGUCGCUCAGUACCGGCUCGCCUGUCCAGCCAGGGGAGAAGUUUGAUCUCCUGAGGUCGGAUCAAGACAAACCACUGCCUGUUAUCGUAGAUCCUUGUGUGUUCAAUCGGCAUUUUAUCACCAAUGUCUCAGUUGAUCAGGUGACAUCCAGCACUGCCACUGUCUACUGGACGAGCAGGGACCAUCAUCGCUACACACCAGGACCGAGACCGGGGCUACACGAUGUCCACUAUCGGAUUCUGUUUGACCGGUUUGGCACCCCAGACCGUUUCCCUCGCUACGUCUACGCCAAAAGAGACUCUCGCUCCAUCACCCUUCGCGAACUCACCUCAGGGGUGACCUAUGUCGUUUGUGUGGAAGGAGUAGUGGGUGGAUCCGUGUGCCAGGUGGCACCCCGAGACCACUGUGCAGGACUGGUCACCCUCUCCGAGGGGCCCAGCCGUCACGGCAGCACUCCACUAACCUCUGACCUCCAGUUGGUUACAGUGGCAACACUGGUAGGGAACGCUUUACUGCUGCUGGUCAUCAGCGGCGUCUGGCUGGGGCGGAGCCUCAGGAGGAGGCUGAAGAGGAGGAAGUCUGCCGUUCACGUGCGCCACAUGUACUCCACAAGGAGAACGUUCCGUCCGACAGUGGCAGCAACCUCGGUGUCCACGGACUUCACCAGCUACCAGAGUAGCCGACCAGCUCGGCUUGCUCCGCUGGAGGAAGGAGACCUGAUUGAGUUCCCUUGUGACCGCUUCUUAGACAACUGUGGGGCUCGCAGAGACAGCGAUAUGCAGAGAUUCUCCGACUAAAAAACAAAAAUGUAACUGCCCAGUACAGAAAUAUGUGAUUUUGACUCAAGUUUAUUUUUUUGAAAAAUAUAUUUCUCUCAUAUAAACCAUAAAAAAACAACGGAUUAUGAACAUAGGGUUGUUUUUGGCAGAAAAAGCCGACCCAUAGAACAAUCUCUUUCAGCUGUAGAACAGCUGAGCUCACGAUGAUUGUUUCAGACUCAGGAGGAAGUCCAGUUCCUCAGACCUCCUUGUUCCCUGAUGAGGCCCUUUCCUCUUUCAUUUCCUCGCACCUGCGACUGUCUCAUUAUAUGUGAUUUUGUUAUGUGAGUGGAUGUGUGCACAUAUUUUAUGUUGUACCACUGAUUUCAGCAACGGUGCUAAUACCUGAUACGCAGACGUCAUAUUGUCUUAUAUUUGUACAGAAUGUCAUGAGGGCUGCUGGUUGGCAGAAAAAUAUGUACUAGUUGACUUAUGUUUUAUGCAUCUUGUAAAGAUAAUAGCAUCUUUUUAUAUUACACAAAAAAAAGCAAAAGCACAAGGAGAUCGGUAUGUUACCCAAGGAAUAGGGUUGCCAGUUAUGGAGAAGUGCAUACACCUCCAAAUUGUGCAUAAACUAGUUGCUGGGAGCAAAUAUCCCCAAAAAUGUGACUAAACUGGUAUUGAAGUGUUUGUGGGUGGAUGCUUUAGGUAUAUAAGACAUCAAUUGAUGUCAUAUGUAUUGAUUUAUUUGGCAAAGGAAAAUAAUAAUAAUUUUCCAAGCCUACAUGGAAUAUGUGAAACACUUAGGCCUGUGAAGCAGACAGAUAUAAUAUGGACGUUGCAGAGUCUUUUCUUAUGGCAUCACAUUUCAACUUUAGGCAUCAAAGUCUGUUCACAUGGAUGAUACUGCUCUUAAUGUUUUAAAUAUUGCCUGUCAUUCACAGCUUAAACACAUUGCGAGCUCUGGUAACGCUUAGUCUCUUUGUUUCCAUCAACAGCGUGGGAUGCCUCCCAAUAGACAAAAACAUGUGAAUACACACAAACAUCAGCACAAAAAAGUAUUUGAAGAGCACCAAAAAGUGGAGGAGUCAAGCAUCCAAGCUCUUCAUAGCUCAUUCCAGUGUUUUACAUGAGAGAAUUGGCUCACUCUGAAAAAAGGUGUUAAAGAAUGUACUUUAAUAUGAAUGAUGAUCCAAUCUAAUUAAGGGGAAAUACCACUUUCAGUGCCUGUUUAACAACAUGUUAAGAAUAUUUAUGAAGGCAGGUUGGACAAAACUGGAGGGCUUCAAUCUCCCCCAGUUGCUCUGGUCAAACGUCACUUUUCACCGAAACGGACACUAGGGGGCAGUGUAGACCGCAGAGUUUAUUUGACACCAAGUUCUUUAUGCACAUGCUGUUUGAUUCCAAGCAUCAACAAACACCGCUUUUUGUUUCAUGAAUGAAAAAUAACACGAAACCAUAUGAAGUUAGCAGAAUAAUGUUUUUUUUUUAUUAUAGCAUUACAUUUGCAGCCAUAGUCCAUGUCUUUACAGUACAAAAUGUUAAGUUGAAACGUAAAUCAAACGUUAGACAUGAAGUACAGCUUGUAGUUAUUUAGUGACAAUUUCACUAUGUAAAAAGUGCCUUUCAAG
This is a messenger RNA of Fundulus heteroclitus (mummichog), 4457 nucleotides long. It is a transcript of the gene tril, whose product is annotated as TLR4 interactor with leucine-rich repeats. Gene Ontology annotation, molecular function: protein binding. Gene Ontology annotation, cellular component: extracellular matrix. Lineage: Eukaryota; Metazoa; Chordata; Actinopteri; Cyprinodontiformes; Fundulidae. The record is from RefSeq and is a predicted model, not a curated record.